GACCCAUCAGGCACCAAGUGACAGGGGAAGAGAGGAGCCUGUGGGAGCCAAUGUCACUUGCCCCUCCUGGUUGAGUUGAGGACUAACUUUAGUUUUAUUGUGGCAUCUCAUCUGUUACUGGUCUAGCCUCAACGACUGUCCCUCUCGAAUGUGCUGCACGGCCUGGACUCACAAUCAUGUCCUCGCCGUCGGCUUGUGCCGGUUUGGUCAACUUUCGGAGUCUCUAGACCAUGUCCCAUGUGCUGGUCGUCAUUCUAGACCAUGCUUAACUCGCAAUGAUAUAGCUGUCCCUGGUCGCCGCUUUGCCCCUGUUAUCAGCCCAUUGGCUAUCACGUCGAUCAAAGCUAGUCUAUGCCGGAGUGAUGGACGUGGAAGAUGCGUCACAAUGUCAAAGAAGAAGACUCACCCGACGACUCGAGCCAAACUCCCUCCAGCGCAUCUCCAGGAACAAUCACCUUCGUCUUUGUGAACCAGGCUGAAGAUGUUACUGCCCUCAUGCGUCGAAGAAUCAGCAACCAGCAACAACGCCAUGUCAUCCGAUCACAUGUUAUGCAAAGAGUUCGCCAUUUGGAGUGGGCGCAGGGAAAGUCGCGGACUACCGCCCGAGAAAUUGCGUUAUCAGACAAGUCCCGGACGAGUUCGACGUCAACCGAGUCAGGCACAUCCAUCAAGGAUGAACCUAUGUCACCAGUCCCAGGGAAGAUGGCAAUUCUGCCCAAGCGAAUCAAACAAGGUGGCUUUGUCAGGUUCUCUACGCCUCUGAGUCCUUCUCCAGCCAACCAUGAAUUCGAUCCUUUUCAAACCUUGCCGAGCAAUAACCUGCCGCACAAAUCAUCGGAGAGUCUACUGGAUUACUGCUUCGAUGUCCUACUGCCACUCACAUUCGCUGUUGAAUUCAAACAACCGCAGGAAAGGCUUGCUCGGCAGGGCAUGGUUUUGCAAAGCAAGAUCAAUAGUCCUGCCACUUAUCUAGGUUUUAUGGCCACUGUAGCAGCGCACAGAGCUAUAUUGUAUGGUCGCCACAAAGACCUGGCCCCAUCCGAUCUGAACCAUGACGAACUCAUAACGGAUCCGGAUUACAAGAGGGCCAAACACGAAGCCAUUGUUGCUGUAAGGACGUUAAUCGAAAAGAGCAAGACGGCCGAUCAAUACAUGGUCGAUGCCUGCUUCGGAUUGGUAUCGACAGCCACUGUUGUAGGCAACUUUGAAGAAGCACGAAUGCACCUAAAGGGUAUCGCUCAAAUAAUGGCACUCGUCGGCAGCUCUCAGGAGUCCUUGCUUUGGCUUCCGGUCACAAACGUCAAGGUAUCUGUUGGAUUAUUACAAAAGCCGAUUCUAUCGCUACCUUGGAUACGCGGACCAAUCCCGCCUGAGGCUCUACAACGUAUCUCCCCACAUCGCAAGAGCGCCCUGGCACGGAUGGGGGUAGAUUUCAAGCCACUGACAGAUCUCAGCGACACUAUCCAAUCUCUACUCAAAAAGAGUCGAGACAUUUGCACUUUCGUUCAAUUCAACGCCGAAAACCCCAGCGGGCUGACGCCGCUAGAGAACGCCAUCUUGCGACAAAGUGCCGUCGAAUUGGAAUACGAUCUCGUUGCCUAUCCAUACGACAUACCAGAAUUCUUCUUUAAUGGCGAUCAAGAACCGACCAUUCCAACACUGGAAAGUGUUAUCCGUACAGCAGCCCUCGGGUUCAUGUCGUUAGCCCCCCAUACGAUUAUGCCAUCCACAGGCCUUGGUAGGGCACUGACGCAUCACCAAAAGCGAGCCACCGAAGCUUGGCUGCGUGAUAGGCAAGGCAAGUACGCGAUACCGGAGCUCAAAGCGGUUUUCUGGUCGCUCUUCAUCUUCGCCCAGUGCGCAUCGAAACAGCCCGAGGAAGACUUUUUUCUAAAGAUGAUUGUACAAACGAUGUGGGACUUGUGGCCCUUGGGCUGGCCGGAAGCCGAAAGGAUCUUGACCGGGUUCCUCUACAUUCCCAAAUUACAAAGAGUGGUUUGGAAACACAUCUGGACGCAAGUGGUCAGCCGAUCGGAAGCCCUUCGGAGUCAAUUGGCGUCGGAUUUGAGCAAUGGCUACCAGGAACCUGUCCAGCUGCCUUCAGUGUACUAAGACCUAGCUGCCUACUCUCUCGCUGCGCGGAAGAUGUUAGCAUCUAUAACAGAGGCAAAUCAGAGCAGGAAAGGCACCGGCCUGCACAGUCGCAAGAGCUUCAAAGCCGCAGCCGCCCGUGUCACUGCCUGCACAAGCUUUCAUGACGAAUGAGGUUGAGUCGACACAAGCCAAGGUAUACAACCCAGAUGCGCAGCAGUCUUCAUUCACGGAGUCUUGUCCACCUCUCCAUUCACUGUUUCGAAAUGAUUCAGGAUCCAACGAAUGGAGCUACAUCCGAACGGCUGAUCAUGUUGAGCUGGAUGCCACCGUGGACACGAAAUAUCUCGGCUGCCGUCUCGCUCCGAAUUCAACAAUGAGCAGCCCCAACUCGCUGAAAUCGAAUUUACAGGAGAAUGCCAUGGACACCUACCCAGCAGCAUUGAUCGAAGGACUACUUGGAAUACCGAACCCAUUGUAUACAGCUCACCACAGACCGUCUCCACAGUGGUUUGCAUACCGACCUCCGGCAUCAGAGUCAUUCAUGAGAAGACCUCGUAGCAGUGAAUUUGAAUCCCGAAGCAGUUGGGACGAAACACUGCGUGUAUAUAAAUGUAAAGUAUCAUACAUAAGGUCUACGUACCAUUGUCUUGGAUUGAGGAGGAGAGCAUCAUAUCCCAUAAAACCAGAAGUCGGCAAUCUGGAAUGUCCUUCGAAGGAUUGGCUGAAUGGAUCAGGCUGGACAGUUCGGCCACUUGUCUACACAUGCCAUAGUCAAAAAGUAAUAUAAACAAAGUUGAAAGCC
This is a messenger RNA of Exophiala xenobiotica, 2896 nucleotides long. RefSeq lists its product as uncharacterized. Lineage: Eukaryota; Fungi; Ascomycota; Eurotiomycetes; Chaetothyriales; Herpotrichiellaceae. Bases 376 to 2112 code for a protein of 578 amino acids. The record is from RefSeq and is a predicted model, not a curated record. The transcript is spliced from 3 exons.